GUAUGUAUUUCUCCGUGACCGUUGGUGUGGAUGGUAUGGCGUCAGUAUAAGUUGUAGAUGGAUUUUAUGCAUUCUGUUUGGAAUUGUGAUUAAUCUAAUGUUAUAAUGGAUGCAAACUUUAUGGAUUUUGCUAGUGUGUCAUCGGAGAACCAGUCCUCUCAGAGCUGCCACAUUUGCUCACUGGCAAAUGGGAUGCAGCAAUGACUUUAACAUCUAUGGACUCAAGUCGAUUCUGAACUUUAUAAUGGAUUUGAAGAACACACAGUCGCUGAUUGUUCGUGAACCUGAGGAUAUUCUUCCCCGUUUGGAAACGACUAUUCUCGAUCGCAAGAAACAGUACGUCGAUAAAAUCGAAGUACUGUUAGCAUCAUGGGAGCAUGUAUCGACUUACCUGAUAGGUGCAACACCCGAACUGAUAGACAAGCUGAUAAGUUUCAUUUACAGGCACACGCUGCAUAUGAUACUGAAAGUUGAGUGGAAGCGAAUGAACAAGGCCAUCAAAACCCAUCUGAUGGUCACAGUGACAAGAUGUCAACGUGAACUGGACAGAAGGAAUAUAAAUGGCCUUUGUAUUGCACUCUGCAAUAAUCUCAUCAGCAUCAUGAAUGACCCCUGGGACAUAAAAACAUUGACUGAUAUCAUUCAGGGCAACCAGCAUACCUAUCAAGAAGUACAAAAAUAUUUUACCAGUGAAAACGGGGUUCUAAUCGUGAUGAGGAUAGAGGCUCUUGUAGAUUCGAAAUGUGAAGACUUUGCUCUACGGCUGGCAGAUACCUGUCAACUAUUUUUGAAAACUGAGAAAGCCAAGGAAUCGAACAAUAAUGCUUCUAUGGAGGAAGUCAACGAGCAGAUCUUGGCAACAUACCAACUUGAUCUAAUCAUCGAUCUCUACCUCACGCUGUUGUCUCGUUGUGGGAAGAACUCUGAUCUGAAAUCCGUAUUUCAGAAUUAUAACCUGACGGAGGGUGUUGACCUGCUUCGCCGGUUUCGUAAUCGCAAAUGCGGAUUUGGUUUGAGUGCAAAGCUGUGGAAGAAUUAUAAAAAGAUAGUCGAAAUCGGUUCCUGUGUAUUCUUGACUAACGCCUUCCUCCAACCGAUCGAACAAAUUGAAAAUUGCAAUAUUUUGGAAGCGCUUAUCACAGAGUGGCUCACUUUUCAAAACGGCAGCCAUUUGGAGGAUGUUAUUAAAAAGCUAGUCUACUCGGCACUGUCUUCUCAGCACAUCUAUACGUUCUGCCAAGUCUUGAUAAAGCAUUUUGGCACGACGUUGAAACCGUUUUGCAUCGAACUAUUCGUGAUAGCGCUAACUGUCAACAUGAACGAAGUCGAGACCCAGAGAGACAAAAAUGACAAGGAGAAAGUUAAAGAAACAGAGAUACAACUAGCGAAUGGUUAUCUGCUUUUGGCAGAUUUGUUUCAGGAUGACGUAGGCAUUAGUCGGGAAUGUGUAUUGACUGCGUUUUCAUUGAACCCUACCAAAUCAAGCCUGGAACGAAUCAAAAGUUUGGCAGUGGCUUGUGGUAAGUGCACCGAUAAGACACCAAGUGACCAGCAGCAUCCAACCUGCACUGACUGCUCUUCCCAAACAGACAGCAAAUGUUCAAAAUGCAGCUCCAGCUCAAUAAAUGCAAGUCUUCCAGAUAAUAGUACAAAGAAAGAACGAACCCUCGAUGCAUUAAUACGUAUCAAAGGCAAAUCGGUGACUGAAUCAACCAACUACGAUGUGCUAUCUGCUCCGAGUCAAGUGUUGGAUGCCGAAUCCCUUGGUCUCUCCGUCGUAUUGUGCAAUGACCUGGCAACGGUGAUAAGCAGUCCUCGCUACCAAAUGUUGAACUGGGUCCUAGAUUGGCCCGAACUUCUCUCCAUCUGUGAGUCGUAUCUAGAGUCGAACGGUGAAAUGAAAAAUCAAACCAAAGAGUUGAAAUUCCUCAAUAUAGACUACAAUAUUUUCAAAGAUUGGCCUGAAGAAGUUGACAGUGAUAUGUAUUGUGGAAUAGAAAAAGGCUAUGAACAAUGCAUCGAGCCAAAUGAUGAGUAUUAUGUGCCUCCUCCAAUUAUUACUAAGAAAAUUGAUUCCGAUUCAUCAGAAUCGUUAAUGACCGGCAAACCGAAGAAGAAGCGGCCAAGAGUAACAAAAAAUUCCACCGAUGUUACCCAAACUAAAAGGAAGAGAAAACCUAGAACUGUUGCGUUGAAAGAUGAAGCAGUUCCUCUUAAUGUGUCAGAUGCAGAUACAGCAACUCAAGAUAGUAUUCUAAAUACCGAUAGUUUGGGUAGUGAUGGCUUUCAACCUAAUCAAGUAAAAACGAAUCUCAAGGCUCCAAGAGUUGUCAAAAGAAAAGCUCAGAGGAAGCCUAAAAAAGUUCAAAGUCAAGAACUGACCAAUGCAGUUAACAGCCAAGAACAAACCAAUCAAGUUAACCAAGAACUGACCAAUGAAAGUAGCAUUUGUAGCAUUGGCAGCGAUUUUUCAAAUAAUGAAGAACUCUUGACCAGUUUCGUAAGCACGCCAAACAACAUCUCUCUACUCAGAAAAGUUACUGAUCCUUUUGUAUUGAAUGUCAAGGCUCCAAAAGCUGUCAAAGCUCCGCGGAAGGCCAAAGAAGUUCAUAGUCGAGAACUGACCAAUGAAGUUAACGGCCAACAACUGACCAAUGAAAGUAGCAUUGGCAGUGAUUUGUCAAAUAAUGACGAAUUCUUGACCAGUUUUGUAAGCACGCCAAACAACAUCUCCCUACUCAAAAAAGUCAGUGAUCCUUUUGUGUUGAAAACACUGCGGAUGUUUCGUCGAACGCCCACUCACCAGGUCUCUCCCAUGACCUCCGAUGAUCCUGAACCCUUCUUCAAUAUGAACAAUAAUUUCAAACCGAUCGAAAAUAUAUCUCGUACGCUUGGAAAUGGACAAACACCACCAAUUCGACCGCAUUUCAACAACCAAAAGUCCAAAGCUUUGCCGCACACUAGACUCAAAUCCAAAUUUGAUGACAACUUCAUGCAAAAAAAUGAUGAGAAUUGUCUAAAUGGCAAAAACGUCUCAACUGACCUGAUCACUCGAGACAACUUGUGUAAAACAGUACCUGGCUUGAAUUCGUUGGAUAUGAUAAUUCCCAAUAUAAUGCAGCCCACCGUUCAAAUUGUUCAGCUUCCUGAUAACUGGAAUCAGGCAAAUAGUUCUCAAAGUUCCGAAGUUGUAUCAUCACUUCAACAGACUAAUUCAACAACAACCAGUGACCAGAAUAAAUCAAACACAUCAUCAUCGACAAGUACAAAUACAGGUGAUGCAGCAUCAGCUGAUGUGCAGAGCGGUGCAGCGCAAUCAACAUCAUCCAGCAGUUCGGAACAAACUCAAACCAUCAAUCAAUCUGUGCCUAGUGCUUUUACUCAGGUUGUAUCAACCGCUAAAGCAUCGCAAACCUCGAAUCGACAAUCUAGAGUAUCGCAAACCAGUAUGACGGCAACCGUGACUUCAAGUGAGCCCAGUCACGUGCACACAGCUGUGUCAAAGCCCACUACAACGAUGACUUCAGCAUCUGUUAACACUGUGAAUACGGGCCAGUAUGAACCACUUUCAAAAAACGCAUCUCCAAGCAAUAAAUCAAACUCACAUCAGCAAACUUCAGUCUCUUCAAACCUCGAUCCUACUAAAGCUAAAAUGCUCGCUAUGGCAAAGGAUUCAUUGUCGAAUAAGCCCUCUCUACGCAAACAAAUCAAUCGUUCUAUAGAAGGCAGAAUACUGAGUAUUGUAGAAUCAAUAAAGGAAAGAAAACCUAAUUCAACUGAUGAUGGUAAAAGUGCUACUUCGUCGAAUGAAUCGGACAUUCCAAGAUUAAUACCUUGUACAAAAGAUUCUAUGACGAAUAGUUCUGGAGAAGUUCGAAGUACCAAUGAAGUGUGCAUACAUGUACAGGCCUCAGAUAUCGAAUUUACCAACUCAAAAACAGUAUCCAUUGCAAAAGAAUCAUUGCCCAAAUAUUCAGAGGAUGCCCGUGGAUUAUCUUUGGCAAAUAAACCAAUUUUGAGAAUACAAGUACCACGCUUAGAGCAUUGUUUAGAAGGAAAAUUAGUUAAUCUGAAUGAAACUGCCAAAGAUAAAAAAUCAAAUGUUUCUGAUGAAAAAAACGCUAGCUCAGUGACUACUCCAUUGCAAGUCUUCACAUCAGAUCGCGAAAACCAAAUUUCCAAAUCCAGAUUACUGGCCAUUGCAAAAGACUUAAUUCCUGGUAAUUUUGUGUCGGAAGACAGUCGAAAUUCCAGUACACCUGGCAAAGCAAAUUUUCGACUUCAAGUAAAAAGUUGGAAGGACUUAGAGGGAAAACCAGUCAAUGACACUGCUAACCAAAAGUCUGAUUCUUCUGAACAAGUUGGAUGUAGCCAGAUUGCAAGUUUGCCAAAAUUCCAGCAAGCAUUUGGCAAAACCAUGUAUCAAGCUAAUUCUAGUUCCAUAGCUACACAAAGUAAUCCGAUUUGUGAUGAUGGUGAGGUGACUGAAUUCUCACACACACCCGGAACAUCCACUUCGGCCACACCAAAUGUCUGCACUGUUCUAUCUAAAGCUGUUCAAACAUCAAAUAAGGAGACCGAGACAAAAACAAUCAAAUCUAAUCAAAAGAAUUUACAUGAAACAAACUUCAAAUCUGAUAAUCUUAACUUGAAACUAAAUCAAAGUAUGAGAACAGUACAAACCGUUGUUUCAACUAACAUGCAACCAACACGGAUAGUUACAAGCCACAAUAAAGCUCAUGAAAGGCCUUCAGUGAUGCAAACUACAACCAGUGUCAUAUUCCCUUGUAAAACUAACACAACGACAGUCGCAACAGGAGGCAUCAUUCAUAGGAAGCCUGUGGCCAUUUUGAAAACUUGCACAGCAGCUGAGAAAGCCAGCCAGACCAAAUUGGACAAUGAAACCAGUUCUAAAGAAACUGUCAUCCACAGUAAUAUAAAUGCUCUUCUGACCGCCGCUCUUCAGAAUUCGACUUGUAGCUCGUCAGAAACCACAGCAAUAACUACAGUAACAUCUGGCUGCAUUUCAAAGCAAAUCGAGGUUGAGAAAAAGAAAAUGGAAAUGAGUGUUCAAACUAUUCUUCCAGUUGCAAAUGUACACAGAGUUGCAUUACCAUCUAGUAUGCAAAAGAAUUCUAGGAGGCAACCUGUGUUGACUCCCACCAAAUAUACACGAUCCGUGUUGCAAUUGACUAAUAUCAGCGCCCAAGCAUCAACCAACACACCUCCAGAAACUACACAUAGGUCUGUACAGUCUGUUCUCUCUCCUCCUCCUCCAACCACUGCGAAUGAGCCUCUUAUACCCCACAAUACAAUUUCGGAAACUUCUGUCAGUUCUAAGACGUUGGAACAAUUGAGGGAAUUCGAAUCAGUUCUGGAACAAGUGACCAGUACCGGUCAAAUGAAAGAUAGAAGCAGCACUUCACAGCCCCUAUCAGUAAAUUUGGAGCCACUUCUUCAAAUUGCAUCUUCUUCGAGCACAACCAAUUUCACAAAUACUUCUAAUAGUGGGUCUCCAACAUCCUUUCAUUCUCAUGCACAAUCAUCAAAAUCCACUAGUGUUCAUGAUUUACAUGGCGAGAGAGUAAGUUUGACAUUUAUUGGCCAGACUCCAGGCUUAUCUGCCAUAUCUGAUGAGAAAAUAACUUCGAGGACCCCCAUUGUGUUGGUUCAAAACUGCAGUGGUCUCUUAGCAUCUCCUGCUGCUAGCUCUUCCUCCGCAAGUCCAGCAUCUUCAAUUAACUCAACCACGGCAAAGCUUUCAAUAAAAACUAGCAAAACUGUGAAAUCAAAGACAUCAAGCAAAACUACUACUACCACCACCACUCUCAAAGUAUCAACACUUCAAAAACCACAACAAAAACCACAAGAGGAUGAACAAACUACACAACGAAUUUAUGCCAUUUUGGACAAGUAUGCUGAACAACUGAGGAAUUCUCCAGAACUAAAAAACAAACCAGCUCCUAGAAGGCGUUCAAAUCCUCCAACCAAUCCAAGUCCGACUUCCAAGCGAAAGAAAUCCACUCAAACCAAAUCAAAAAUGUCCUCUCAACAAGCGUCUUGUUCAUCAUUGAGUCCAGGAUCUGAAGAUUUGCGAACGAUGGGAAGUGAAGAUAGCUCAAAUGGAGUGAGUCAAAUCUCUCAGGUUUUGAAUUCUCCUCAAAGCAGGUUGGAUGAGCCAUCAACGCCGACUGGUGGUGAUAUAUCUUCAGAGACAUCCGAAUCCCUUGAUUCUAAAGAGUCCAGAGUACAACAUAGAGUGGUUCUUACCGAUUCUUCUGUUCAGAAUAGAGCAGUGAUUGUUCAAGACAAUAUGCAGCCAACUGUGAUCAAUGUUGAGGGAGCCAAAGUGCUCACUAGAAAGCAGGUAGUUGUUGGGGGAACUACAGCAAUGCCUUUGAUUUCUCUCUCCAAUGUGCCUGCUGGUACAGUGAGUACAGUGAGACAAGUUCUGUUUCCUGUACAUUCCGAAGGGAGGCUAGUCGUCGCUAAAGUGCCAACUUACAAGUACAAGAUCGUACCUGGCUCGCCACUGUUAACGUUCCAGCCAAUGUGUGUCAACAAGCAAAAUACUAAUGUCAAACAUAUGAAAAAUCCGGUUGGCAUCACUGCUCAGAACCUGACAGGAAUAUCAACUGCCCAAUCUGCAGUUGUGUUGCCACAAGACGCAAAAUUCACUAUAUCGUCAGAGGGUGGUUUGGAAGGCAAUAUCAGCUUAGACAACACGAUUCUCAUCAAUACCACGUCAGCUUCUUCGAUCAGCUUCUUGCACCAUCGAUCAGUUCAGAGCAAUCUGCUGACGUCAGUUGCUCAAGAUGCGUCUACAGCAACAUCGCAGCCACCUCGCUUAGUAACAGCCGCCACUGCCACAACUUCAACUUCAACAUCCACAACAUACCAAACAAAUUCCAACAACCUUCUAUCUAUCUGUACAUCAAACGUCAAUCUCAUGAGACAGCAAACAAAUGAAAAGCGCACUGUCGACAAAAUGCUGGAGACAGAUCUUUCAAAUGAUGGAUUGGACACCGUUCAAACUACUAAUGACAAAAGCUGGAGUCAGAAAAUUGGCUUUCGAAAACGAUGCGUAGUCGUACUCAUCAUAGUCAAAUUGAAUUCAUUUUAUAUUACAGAUCCGAAAGUACAAUCCAAAGUUGUGGACGAAUUGAAAUGCUUUAUCCUUAAAAAAGCUUCACCAAAACAUGAGACUGACGACAAUGAAUCUAGUGAUAGCACAAGUAGUGGCAGAGCAAAACAGGAGAACCAGACCAACGACAGGAAAACUGGUGAGUCCCGCGCAGCUUCAGAAACAGCAUGGCGCUACCAGCCAGGCUCGCCCAAAGCUCCAACCAAUGACGAUACUGAAAACGACCCAGAUGCCGACUCCAACCGACGUGACAAUCACGCUUCUCCUUCCCAGAUACGUCGCUACCAACGUACAGGCAGCGAUGUCCAGAAUACCAUCUACCAAAUGGCAUUCAGGAGGUCCGACCGAAUACGAGCGACCAGGAAACCCCGGGAGCCAGUCGACACUAGGACGGUAUCAUCGUUAGAUGGCGAGUUACGGCUUCAGAAAAGUCUUUCCGAAGAAUGCGAAGAUUUAGGCGUGGAUGAACCGAGCACCAGUGAUCUAUUCCCUGAGGCUGAGUUGUUGCUAGAUCCGGGGAAUUCGCCUCUUGAUCCAUCUAGCAGAGACAGCUGUGCUCAGCUCCCGGUGUUCAAUCGCAGUUUUGAUGAUUCCUGUUGUUCUUCAUCAUCGUCGCUGCCUUCAAGCAGAUCGAGUCCCAAGAGACAGCGGUUGUCGCCCUCAUCAGCCACCAUGGAUGACUCGAAACAGGGUGCAUCCUGGCAGCAGCAGCAUGACGAGAGACCAGCUGUGUUCACCUACUCCAGGACCCGUGUCAAGCCGAAAACUGUGUCAUCUGUGACCAAAGAUGCUGAUGAAGUGGAAGACGAUGAUGAAGAUGAUAAGUGUAUCGCUGCAACGACAACCGAUGAAGAGAUGAUGUCGGAAGGCGACUUCCGUAAUCUGCGUGUUCUGACGCCCAACGGUUUGGCCACUGUGCAGAAGACGCAUGUUGACAACAAGUCGCAGACUAGGAACAGUUGCAGCAGCAACAGCAACAGCCCAAACAGCUGUAACCAACAUAAUAAUCAGCGGCGUUCCUCUCUGAGAGGUCACGUGAAGAAGGACUGCAGUUGCUGUAACGGUGACUCCUCGCAGCCUCUGAAGCGAUCCUCCCCGCCACAUGACGACACAAUCAAUCUUAUCAAGAAAAGGUAGUUUUUCUAAUGUAAAUUGUAUAUUUGCGCCACUCAGUUGUGGCAUAGUUGACAAUUGAAAAUGACACAACCUGUAAUUAUCUCGUGUUAUGUUGAGUUUUAUAAGAAUGCCGCGGAAAACUCAUAUUUUCCAUUCCCAGCGAAUCACCAAAGAUCUCUCGAUUAAAUAAUAUGGAUUCGUAGGUGUAGUGUAUCCAAAACUAGACUAUAUUAUUAUAGAUGUUUUUCAUUAUAAGUUUGUUUAGUAUUAUGUUUUUAUAGCUCGCUUUGCAUUCUGCAAUGGCUCCUAGAUUAUUACGUACAUCUUUUUUUAUUGAUAAUCUCGCUUCAUUCAAUAUUGGGCUCCACUUCCCUGCAGGGAGUUAUAAGUUGAUUACCUUUUUUGUUAAUCAAAUGUUGCAAUUGAUCAAAUAGAUAUAUUAUGUUUCUUAUCGGUCGAGUUAGACUUGAGAACUGAUCUUAGAGUGUCAUAGCGAUUACUUUUGGGAGGAAACUUUCUAUUUGGCAUAGUUUUUGAAUGAUUUUUAUCUUUGUUCAAAUGAAUGUGCUUUGAGUAAUCUCAUAUCCCGUUGUUAUGCAAAUGACAAAACCCGGAAAUGGCUUAAUCGUUUUUUGAACGCAAGUCUUUUCAGUUACCAUAAUAUGGAGCUCUUUGUAAUGCCUAAUUUUGCAUUUACUGUACCAGGCAUUAUUUUCUCAUCUCAAUCCUAGUUUUAUGUUGUAAGUUUUGGUCUGAUUUAUUAGUUUAUGAGACGCUGAAUCAUGAAGCCUGUCUCUAUUCUAUAAUGUUACUGAAAAUCGUCAAUUAUUGUAUAUAUUAUGUAGUAUGGCCAUUUGUAAAAUUGUGUUAUUUUGUAACUAACUCAAUCUAGUCUGGACUUCUUUAAGUUGCCGGUAUAUGAUGAUAAUUUUGUUCAAGAGUUGUGAUUUUGCACAGUUGAUUAAUUUUUCUUCUCUGAUUCACUGGAUUAGAUAGUAUUAGUUGAUGGAAGGAUUCUUGGCUCAUCAUUAAUUAUUAUUCUCAUUACAAAAAAAUGGCUUAUCUCCUAUUUGUUGCUCAUUAAUCAUAUCGGUAGAAGUUUCGCAUUCUUCAUUUAUCUAUCUAUUAUACGCUUGGAGAUAACUCCCAAAAACAUGAAAAAAUUUUUGGUAUUAUGCAUACUUUAUUUGCUCAUUCCACUGGGGAGAUAACUCCCAAUUACAUGAACAUUUUGUUAGUUGUAGUUUGCUUACUUUAUUUACUUAUUAUCUACUUGGAGAUAACUCCCAAUUACAUGAAAAUUUUCAUGGUAGCAGUUUUACAUACUUUAUUCAUUUAUUAUACACAUGGUGAUCAAUUCAAUGGAUGGUAUCAAUUUAAUGACAACUUUGAUGGUAUCAGUUAUUCAUACUUUAUUCAUUUAUUAUUCACAUAGAGAUAACUCCCAAUUAUAUGAAUAUUGUGGUGGGAGCAGUUAUGCAUACUUUAUUCAUUUAUUAUUCACAUGGAGAUAACUCCCAAUUACAUGAAUAUUUUGGUGGGAGCAGUUAUGCAUACUUUAUUUGCUUAUUAUUCACAUGGACAAAAAUUCCAAAUACAUUAAAAUUUCAAAUUAUAAUGAUCUUAUUGGUAUCAGUUUUGCAUACUUUAUUCACUUAUCUAUUUGGAGAUAACUCCCAAUUACUUGAAAAUCUUGUUAGUAUUAGUUUGCUUAUUUCAUUUACUUAUUAUCUACUUGGAGAUAACUCCCAAUUCAAUGAAAAUUCUGAUGUUAGCACUUAUGCAUAGUUAUUCAUUUAUCAUCCACUUGGAGAUAACUCCCAAUUCCAUGAAAGUUUGGUAGCAGUUAUGCAUAAUUAUUCAUUUAUUAUCCACUUGGAUAUAACUCCUAAUUACAUAAAAAAAUCAAAUUAUUUUCUAUUUUUUUAUUGGUAUCAGUUUUGCAUACUUGAUUCACUUAUUAUCUGGAGAUAUGUCCAAAUUACAUUACAAUUUUGUUGAUAUCAGUUAUGCAAACUCCCAAUUACAUGAGUAUUUCAAAUGAUCUAAGUUGGUUAUUCAGUAUUAUAUGUUUUCUAUUUCAAUUAAGAAUAAUUGAUGAGAUGAUUAAUGUUUUUUAUUUGCAUCAUGAAUUUCCUUCUCAUAAUUAAUUCGUUUGAAGCUUCUUGUGUAAUUCAAUUAAGCUCUUCUAAGAAUCUGGUGAUCUUUAUAAAAUAUAAAAAAAUAUGAAGCUGACAUAUUUUGUAGUUUUUUCAUUUAUAGAACUUAUCUAUCAUUUGAUUAUUCUUGAUUGAAGGCAUUUUCCCAUAAGACCAGCUUUACAAUUAAAGUUUAAAUAUUCCUUGUCAUUUCCAUUCAUAAUAAUUACAAGAUUUUUUAUUACAAGCCCUCUUCAUACGUGCCUACUAAAAUUAAAUUUCUUACUGUCAUCUCCAUUCAUAAUAAUUAUAAAAAGAUCUUUAUUAUUAUUAAAGAGGCCCUCUUCAUACUUUUUUAGUAAAAUAUUAGUAUUACUUCAUUCAUUAUGAGCCAAUUUAUAAUUAUUAUUCCUUCAAUGUUGAAAUGAGUAAUUAUCUUUAUUUGUUUGGAAGAGUUAAUUUUUAGUUUUUUAGUAUUAUUGUGUGAAAAGAGUUUUUAUGUGUUGUGUGUAAGCGGAUUUCUUGUACCAUGUUUAUUUCAAGUUUGUAUUAGCCAAAGAAAAAGUAAAAUGUUAAUAGUGUAUAACGUUAAACACCAAUAAACUGUUUCAACGACGCCUUAUAUAUUGUAAAAAUUGUACAUCUUAUCGACUUUCACUUGUGCAAUAUUAAAAGAAAGUUUGUGAUGGAAAUUGAAAUGAAAAUUCUAUUAAUAGAUAUCAAUAUUAUUAUAAAUUUCUUGUCAUCUUUUUACGUUUUAUUUUUGUACGAGUAGUAAGGUAUUUCUGAAAAAGGCAAAUCAUGUAUUACAAAUUCAGAGAACAUAUUUAAUUACAUAAUAACAUAAUUCUUACAAUUAAUAACAUCUUGAAAUUUAAAAAAGUUUCACUUAUUUGAUAGGUAACAAUUUACCUAUCUUUUUCUACUAUGUUCUUGAACCUUCUGUUAGAAAACAUCCGGUAUAUUCUCUUAUUCUAUAUUGAAAUAAUUCUUACAUCUAUUAAAUUCUACUUUCCGCUUUAGCGUAGCUCAUUUUAGUUUGCCAUAUCUCAAAUAUGUUUUCAGAAUCUAAACUGAGGUUGGAAUCGAUUGAAAUAUCAUACUAUGAUUUUGUAAAAAUGAAAUUCAUAAACUUUAAAAUGUAGACGACAUAUCUCCUUUAAUAAAUAUCAUGUUUUGUUUA
This is a messenger RNA of Nilaparvata lugens (brown planthopper), 11581 nucleotides long. RefSeq names its product serine-rich adhesin for platelets. Lineage: Eukaryota; Metazoa; Arthropoda; Insecta; Hemiptera; Delphacidae. The transcript is spliced from 8 exons. The coding region runs from base 110 to 8281 and encodes 2723 amino acids. The record is from RefSeq and is a predicted model, not a curated record.